AUGUACAUAUCACGGGCUGGGCGACGUGGGAUAACACAGCCAAGAAACGCCGGCGGGAGAGCCAGAGCCGGUGGGAGCCGCGGGGCAGCCCCCGCCUCCGUCCCACCGCCGCCCCGGGCAGCCGGCAGGGGCUGGAGGAGCGAAGGAGUUAAAGGGAGGCGCUUGGGAAAUCUGAUGCUAACGAAGCCCCAGGAAUGUUGCCCAUUUCCAUUCCCCUCCAGCUUUCGGAGGAGGCUGGUCCCCGCUGCGGGCAGCCGCUCCGAGGAGCACAGCCCCGAGGCCGCGCUUGCUCCGGGCGCCGCCCCGCACCUUCCCGCAGGUUACGCCGGGGAGGGACGGGACGGGACGCGGGUGAAAAGUUUUUCCCGGAUUUGGGAUGCUGCAAAACGGAGGGAGAGAGGGGCGCGGCCAGAGAUGCCGGCGAGACGGCUGUGGUGGGCGCGCUGCUGGCUGGGCGUCUGCCUGUCGCUGCUGGGCGCGGGGGGCGGCUCGGCCGAGCCCUGCCGCGGAGCCCCGUGCGAGGGCGGCUCCGCGCCCCCGCCGCCCUGCCGCGGACCCCGCUGCGGCGGCCGGGCCGGGCGCCCGGCGCGCUCCUUCCUGCACAGCGCCGCGCCGCUGCGGCCGCCGCACGGCAAGGCAGCGCCCGCCGCCCCGCUGCCCGCCUGCCCCGGCGGGGACUGCGCCGCCAACGCCACCCGCCGCGACUGCCAGGGCCUGGAGUGCCGCCUGCUGCCGCUCCGCCCGCGCCCGCGGCCCCGCGGCCCGGGCUGCGCCGCCCCCGCCGAGGGCUGCCCCGAGCCCGCCCUGCUGCGCGCCGCCGACACAGCCGCCCAGUUCGCGGGGGACGAGAUUGCCCACGCCGCUCCCGAGCGAGGCGGCGGCGCCGCGGGGGUGCAGCUCACCUGCGACGUCAAGCCAGGUGCGGGGCGGCGCGAGGGGCCCCGGGGGCGGGAGGGCGCACCCCGCACCAUCACCGCCCGUCCGUGGCACGCAGGGCUCCUGCAGCCCGCCGGGGCUCAGUGCGGUCACGGAGAGCCGCAGCCAGAGGGUGCUGGGUCUUCUCGAGCCGGGCAGGUGUCUGCUGGUCCAAGGGCUUCAGCACCUCUGAGAGCCCGCACGCAGGGGCACCUGAGCGACUGCAUGAGAGCUCCUUGUUUUGGGAGAGUUAGGAAGAAAAUCUGGCACUGGUCUUCAUACCGAGAAAAUGAAGUUCCAUCUGAAGAUGCCCUAAUACUACAACUGCACCUUGCAAAAGGGCACGAGAAAUUCACAGAAAUGCUAAAAAGCCAACAGCAGAUCAUUGCUGAUUUGCAGCAAAAACUUGCUGAACAGCAGCACGUGUUGGUUAGCCAGCAACGAGAGAUUCUUGAACAGCAAAGGAAAAUGUAUGAGCAAAUGGAUCUGAUCAAAGUCCAGUAUGGCAUGCUUUUUGAUACAGUGAAACAAAUGUCAUUUCAGAGUUUGCAAGAAGAUAUUCAAAAUUAUUUUGAAAGUCAUCUUCAUGGACUUCAGAACCAGGUCAGAAAUCAUCUCCAGAAGUCAUACUCUGUGCACAAAGUAGAAGUGGAUGCAAAAGUGAUUAAUGUUGGGGAAUCUUUGCUGGACUGUGGCCUUUGUGAAAGUGAUGAAUUUUGCAAUUUCCAAAAGACACCUUCACAAUGUGAAAAAUGCACAUUGUGUCCUGCUGGUUUUUUCCAAAUGGCCGAGUGUUCUGCAAACUCUGAUCGGAUUUGCCAGGACAGAGAUGAGUGCACUGAAUCUCCAAGCAUUUGUGGUGAGAGGAUAAAAUGCCUCAAUACUCCAGGUGGUUUCCGGUGCCUUGGAAUUACUGAGAAAGAUGCAGCUUUGGGAAUGUGUGGAGAGGAACAUUUCUUCAAUAAGGAAAUGCAGGAAUGCCAAGCAUGUUUAAAGUGUGAAGAUGGAAUGGUGGCCAUGCCUUGUUCCACUGUCAGUGACACAGUUUGUUCAGCAGCCACUGAAAACAAACUCUCAGAGUCCUGGGCUGCAAACAUCGUUCUACCCUCCAUAAAGUCUGGCAUCUCUCAGGUCUACUCGGGCUUGAACUUGGAGAUAAAGGAAAAGCUUCCCUGUGAUAUCCUGUCCACUGAUGACAGCAGCCUGGUAUUCAAGCAACAUGGUCUAUUGUGGACUGACCUCAAUUUUGCAGUAAAGCACAACUGCAGGAAUUUUUUGCAACUUUCCUUAAAGCUUAAUGGCAGCGAGGAAGACUAUGAACUGAGUGGUGUUCGGAUUGAGCAGCCAGAAGGAAAGUAUUUCCAGAGCACUAGUUUAAGCAGUGUUGCUGAAGUAGAGCCCAGUCAAACUCUUUCUGUGUAUUUGAGGAGCCCUAAUCAAUUCUGCAAUCAAAGCAAGGACUUAAAUAUUUAUGAUCUUACUACCCCACUGAGUUUAUUUUGGUUGUCCCACGACACAGGUGCUGUGGCACUCAGUGCACAGAUGUCAACAGCGAUGCAUUACCAAACCAACUAUCGACCUACCUUUAAAAUAAUUUCUGUUUCUGACCCUUAUAUGCUAAGUUUAUCUCAUGAUGGCAGAGCUAUAAAGUUCACUGAAACUGGUGUUGUCAAAUUUGUGUUUCAUCAAGCAUUGUAUUCCAUGGGUCAUACGUGUGUCCGGGAGGGCUUCUCCCUAAUUUCUUAUAUCAAUAGGAAUGGUACCAACAGAGAACUGAUGAAUGUAUUUAAAUCUGGGGUAAAUUACAGAGACACAUCUAUAUCUGCUUCUGGAGCCACAAAGGUUGGUGCUGGAGAUCUGGUUAGCUUUGAGAUACUUUCUCCUGCACAGUGUAAUGUUCGCUAUUUUGGAGAUAGUUCUGGAAUUAGUAUGUUUAGCCUUAUCUGGAUCCCUUCAGCGGUUUCUAGUGCCAUAUCAGCCACAGUUUCUGUUACAGGUCUGCCUACUGGAGCAGUGAGAAACAAACUACUGGAUUUCACCCAGCUCUCAUCCAAUGAGAAACAGAUACAGCUGGUUUCUUCUGGACAGCUUGCUCAGAAGUAUUUUAUUUUUACUGAAAAGGGAGUUGCCAGCAUUGCAUUUAACUUAAAGCUAAUCCAUUCCUGCAAUGUGCUCAAAGUGACUCUCAAUCAGUUGACCAUGGAUCACAUGCAACCCACAGCAGUUGCUCAGCAGAUUGGAGGUCAGAUGCCAGAGGGAAGCAUAUGGACCAGUGUGUCCCUCCGUGCAUCUUUUGAAGUACACAAUGGAACAUUGAUAUCAGUUUCUCUUGACUGUGUGCGUGGAAGGAUCAAUCAGAUCACUCAUGAACAUGGAACCAGUAUAUCUAUUUUAUGGAUUUCAGCUUAAUUUCUGCACAGCAAAGUUAGCAUGGAAUUGGGGUUUCAAUUGCAUUUGGAUUCUACUCUGAUUCUAUACAUAUUUGACACUCUACUGUGUUGACUUGAGCAGAUCAUCCCACAAAAUGCUCUCAAUUUUAAGAAAAUUUAAAUAUAAUUUUAACUGAAUGGUUACUAUUUAAAGAAAACAAGAGCUUUCAGUCAAGAUUUUAAUUCUCUUACCAUCUUCAGACAGAGGAAUGUAGAAUUCAGAUCAUAUUGCCUUAUUUUAAUAAAGCAGUCUCUUAAAAUUGAUUAUUUUUGGACCACAAAAAAUUGCAGUUGAGGGUAAAUAGCAUUUAGUACUGUAACUGAAAGCAGCAUGGCAAA
This is a messenger RNA of Sturnus vulgaris (Common starling), 3683 nucleotides long. The record is from RefSeq and is a predicted model, not a curated record. NCBI's taxonomy places the organism in Eukaryota, Metazoa, Chordata, Aves, Passeriformes, Sturnidae.